AGUCUUCUUUUUCAUUCAUCUCUUCUCUUGGAAAAAAUAGUUUAUCAAGUACAAAACACCCAAUUCCAUUCCAGAAAAUUGCAAAAUUUAUUUAUUUCUAUUAAUAUAAAAUAGCUUUUUAAUUAAUCACUUUCUUAUUAGUGUAUGGUUUGCUUAUUUAUGGAAUAAAUGCCUUCAAUUAUUUCAAUACUUUUCAUGUAAUAAGAAACAAUUAAAAAGAUUUUGAGUGGUUCGUUCAAUGUUGAAAGUUGUUUACCUUCUGAGUUCUAUUUGUGUACAAUUCAGACAACACUAUGGGUCAAAUGGUUGGAGUUCUUAAAGCACCUCUCGAAAAAUACUCGGGAAGCGUUUCCAAUUUACUUGGAGGAAGAAGAAAACGCAAACUAGUCAGCGGAUCAGACGCUGAGCUAAAUGACUCAAAUAAUAGUGAAUCUCAAACGCCAAAAAAAAAGAAAUUACUUACAACAACACAAUACAUUUAUCAAGCGCUCUUUAAAGAGCAGAAAAAUUCUGACAUAUCAGUGAUGGCACAGGGAAACAUUUGGCAUCUCCAUAAAGUAUAUUUAUGUCAGAGUCCAUACUUUUUCAGUAUGUUUAAUGGCUCUUGGAAAGAAUCAUAUCAGGAUUUUGUUCAUAUCAAAAAUCUUGAUUCUAAGAUAACCUUAGAGGCGCUGGACGCUGUUUUUGGAUCCAUGUAUUCAGACGAAAUUGAGAUCGAUCCAAAAGCUGUUAUAUCUAUUUUAGCAACUGCAACUCUUUUCCAACUCGACGGAAUAAUUGAAAAAUGUAGUGAAGUUAUGAUUGAAACAACAAAUGCAUCUACUGCAAUCAGCUAUUAUGAAGCUUCCUGUCAAUAUGGAACAAUUAAUGUUAAAAAGUCUGCAUUUGAGUGGUUGGAAACGAAUUUAUUGUGUAUUUAUAAUAAAAAUACAAAACUGCUUAAGGACAUAAACAUAGACUUAAUGACUGCAUUAAUAUCCAGCCCGGACUUGUAUGUUAUGCAAACUGAGUUCUCUUUGUAUACCCUGAUUCGGACGUGGAUGUAUAUGAGAUUAUUUCCAAAUUACGAUCCGGAAAAUUGCUCUGCUGAGGAAGCAAAUGCACCACAGAAUUAUUUUUCAAAUCGACACGAUAAAAACUCAUUCUUGGAAACGUCAGAAGGCAAUCGUUUUAUAAAAACUUUUCAAGCUUUGCGUACCGAGUAUCUGACUAAUCAUCAUAUGGAUUUAAAGACUGUACUUGCUGAUAAUAUUAUCCCAAAGGAAUGGUUAAAUUCACAUGUUAUGAAUCAUUGGAAUUCCAUUUUGAAAGUUGACCAUCUGCCAGAAGAUGGCCCACGCCAACUAGAUAAAGAUAUAUUCUUCAAUAAUUGUAUGCGAUGUGGUCGUAUACUUCUCGAGCCCGGCUAUCAGAAAUGGAGGUGGACCGGAUUUAAUUUUGGUUUAGAUAUUAUUCUUAUCGUAGAUUCUAGAGUACUAAGUAUAAGGCGGCACCAUAGAAACGAACAUGAACGUUUGUUAAGUCUUCAAACUAAACGACAGUUUAUGAUAAGAGUAUCUGUAACAUCAAUUAAUUCACAACGUCAACGUGCCUUUACCCAGAAAUCUGAUAUUACUUCCUUAUCUUUGGAAAAGAAUGAAGAAGUUACGCUCAUGCUAUUGGACACAAAACUGGUGCAUCCUUUAUUGAUAUCGGUGAAUCUUCUUGUAGUCACACCUCCUACAAAUCAAGGUUUUAAGGAAAACCUGCUUGCUAGUGACGAAACAAAUCAGAUUCCAAUAUCAGAAAUUGGUGGUGCUAAUGUAAUUCUUGAUGCUGCAACUAUACUUUCAGAUCCAAGUUCUUCAUCAAGUUCAUCAAACUCAACAUCGUCUUCUUCGAGUCCCUCUUUUGUUUAA
Molecule: messenger RNA, 1898 nt
Organism: Eupeodes corollae
Lineage: Eukaryota; Metazoa; Arthropoda; Insecta; Diptera; Syrphidae
Product: protein germ cell-less
Exons: 6
Coding region: 294-1898 (534 amino acids)
Biological process (GO): germ cell development
Molecular function (GO): protein binding
Source: RefSeq, a predicted model, not a curated record